AUGCCUGUCGCUCUUUCAAAAGUGCAUAAGCAGAUCUCUAAGAAGCGUGGGGUUGUCAAUGCGCUCCAUGAAAAUAGCCGCGAUGCCCACCGACUCCGCAAGGCUGGUGCUCGAGACGAUCGACUGUCCCGCCAUGGCGCCACGGUGAUGAGAGCCCGCCAGCCAUACAUGGAUCGAAUUGAUUAUAUCUAUGAGGCAGUGCAAGAGAUGUCCGAUGCCCUAUCGGACGAAGAACUUGCUGAAUUUGUCAAGACUUACAUCAACCGUGAUACCCCCGAGAUUGAGCUACUUCAAUCCGAGCGACGGAAAGGACGUCCUGCAAGCAAGCGGGAAGAGGCCUUGAAAGAGCGUGUGCAGACCGAAGAUAGGGAAUUCACCACCGGUCUCUGGAUGCCCGACCUCAGUGAUUCAUAUGUGAUGACCACCCUGAAGGCCUGGAACAGAGACUGGUCAGGCCUCAGUGCCAUGAAGUUUAUCCGAUUCAAGAAGAGCGGAGAGAAGCUGGCAUCUAGCUUCCCUCCCAAUCGCAUGUCAUGA
Messenger RNA from Penicillium antarcticum, 537 nucleotides. Its product is annotated as translation machinery-associated protein 16. The transcript is spliced from 3 exons. Gene Ontology annotation, cellular component: nucleus. Bases 1 to 537 code for a protein of 178 amino acids. The record is from RefSeq and is a predicted model, not a curated record. Lineage: Eukaryota; Fungi; Ascomycota; Eurotiomycetes; Eurotiales; Aspergillaceae.